Molecule: messenger RNA, 297 nt
Organism: Lathyrus sativus (Indian pea)
Lineage: Eukaryota; Viridiplantae; Streptophyta; Magnoliopsida; Fabales; Fabaceae
Source: the annotation of a GenBank genome assembly
AUGCAACCUCAAGAGUUUCCGAACCAAAUUCCUAAUAAAUACCCUUUCUUAUGGCCAUUCACACAAAAGGUGAAGAUAGGGCCUCUUACUGUUUCUCCAAUGGGUUUUGGAACAUGGGAAUGGGGAAAUCAGAUUCUUUGGGGGUAUAAGGAAUCUAUGGAUGGUGACCUUCAACAAGUCUUCAACAUGGCUGUGGAGAAUGGUGUUAAUCUUUUUGACACUGCCGAUUCUUAUGGGACUGGAAGGUUUAAUGGCCAGAGCGAGAAACUCCUUGGGAAGUUCAUUCGAGAUUUUUGA